CCGAAAUUUUAACUACAAAUAAAAUUGAAAAUGAAAGUAUAUUCCUUAUUAAUGACUUGAAUUUUCAAGGCAAUAAAAAUAAAGAUUUUAUAUUUUUAAAGGUAUUUUUUCUGGAUCGCUCAACUACAAGCUUGAUUCUCACUGUUUUUAGUCUGUAGAUUCUCUAAACUGUUUUUUUCAAAACAAAAAGAAAUAGUAAUUAACUAAACUUUUAGUCUAAAGUUUACAAAAUGGAAAUGUGCUGUGAACUUAACAAUCUACGUGAAAUGGUGGUUCAAUCUAUAAGUCAAGAAUCUACCAAAGUGUUGUCUGAAAAAGCAACCUGCAAGAAUAUUUUGGAUUUUCUGGAUAUAAAUGAUGGCAUUAUUUCUCUCAAACAUCCUGAUUUUGUGUUAACUAAUAGUCAUUUUCUACAAAUUUGCAAAGACAAAAAUAAACAUAACAUAACAUUAGAAAAUCUUUCAUUAUUUUUUACAACCUACUGUAAGUAUAAUAUCUCUAGAGUGAUGCUUAUAAGGAUCCUUAAAAAGUUAAAAGGUUACAUUGUAAAAUUAAAUCGAGCCAAAAAUUUGGACUUUAAAAAACAUUUUUUGAUGAUGUGCUUGAAGAAACUCAAAACUGCCCACGUACUAAUGUUGUGUCUGAACGUGACUUUGCUUCCUAUGACCGCAGGUUAAAAAUGAAACCUAACAUGACAACAGUAGCUGCAGCUGGUGUGAUCAUGUUUAACAACAACAAAACAGCUGAUUGGAUAGAUGGAAAAUCACAGGAAGAAAUUGAAAGACUAGUUAUAUUAGCAAGGCGAAAUAGAAAAGGGUAUAUAAGAAAGUACAGAGAGAAAAAAGCAAAUAUAUUGCAGUACAAAAUUGAUGAGAUGGACAAGCGCAACUUAGAAAAGGAAAUAAAGGAACAAAAGGCAAGCGAAGAGAAAGAGUUUUUGACAACAGAAAUCGGAAAGGAUGGUGGUUUAAUUUUGUGUGAAGAGGAUUUUGAAAAAAUUUUAGGAACUGAAAAUGAAAUUGUAAUGAAGUUGCAAAGACAAAUUAAAUUUCGAAAAAAAGUAUUACAGCAAAAAUUUCCAGAAAAGUGGUUACAAUUAGGAGAAAAGGCAAAAGGGGAGUAUUACAAAAUAUUUGGUAUUGAUAAAUUAAAAACCAAUCUAAUAUCAAUUUUUAAAUUUUUAAAAGACGUUCCUGAACAACGCGCAACUGCAAUAAAAUGUUCAGUUAUCAGACAGAUUAAUGAAAGACAAGAAAUGUUGUUAACAUUAAAAAAAAAAAAAUCGGAUUAGAGGGUGACGCUAGGUUAAUUAUGGAAACUGGAAGUAAAAUAAGAACAGGCACAUCAAAGGGAGGGGUUCCAAAGUUUUUAGGAAAAAAAAUAAAACAUAAAAUGGUAGAUAAUGAUGGCAAGGAUGUAUGGUAUUCAGGGCUCGUGGUUAGUGUUCUAGACGACAAUGAAUUUGAUGAAGAGUGUGAGUUUCAGAUACUAUAUGAUGGAUAUGAAGAUAAGUAUGAUAUUGAGUUGGUCAAAGAGUGGAGGAUGAAAUGUGUUGUGGUAGAGGGAAAAGCUGAUGGUUAUGUGGAGGGUGAAGUUUGUAAAAAACAAAAAUGCAGUUAAUAUCAUUUUUGACACAAUGGGGAUUUAAUUUAUUGUAUUUAUGUUUGUUAUUAUUCUUAUUAUUAAUAAUAUUAUUGUUAUUAUUUUUUUUAUUGUCAUUCAAUUUAAUGUGUUCUUGUUUGUGUUCUGUUUGGUCAUCUGGAGCGGUGUUGGCACACCGACAAUUCUUUAUAUGUAUAUUUGUUUUCUAUUGGACAUCUGCCGUCAUGGUGACAUACCCGUAAUUCAUGCUUUCUAUUUUUGUGCUGACAUACCUGUCAAUAUAUGUAUCCUUGUGUUUACAUUUUUUUGUGUUUGCAUGUAUGUUUUUGUAGGUGUGUCUGCAAUUAUUUGCAUGUUUGUUUUUACUCACUUGUUAGUCACUAUAUGCAUGUUUGUGUUUAUGUAUCUGUUAGUCAUUAUGUGUAUGUUUGUGUUCUGUUGGACCUCUGAAGUGGUGUUGACGCACAUGUAAGUCACUAUAUGUAUGUUUGUGUUUAUGUACCUGUUACUCAUUAUGUGUAUGUUUGUGUUCUGUUGGACCUCUGGAGCGGUGUUGGCGCACCCGUAAGUCACUAUAUGUAUGUUUGUGUAUAUGUAUCUGUUAGUCAUUAUGUGUAUGUUUGUGUUCUGUUAGACCUCUGGAGCGGUGUUGACACACCCAAAGUCACUAUAUGUAUGUUUGUGUUUAUAUACCUGUUACUCAUUAUGUGUAUGUUUGUGUUCUGUUGGACCUCUGGAGCGGUGCUGACCCACCCGUAAGUCAUUAUAUGUAUGUUUGUAUUUAUGUAGUCAUUAUGUGUAUCUUUGUGUUUAUCUACCUGUAAGUCAUUAUAUGUAUCUUACUCUUUUGUUGGAACUGUGGAAUGACUAUAAUUUCAUUUGAUAAUGCAGGUUAGUCAUUUUGAUCAAGUUUUUGUUUUUUUUAUUUAUGUUUGUGUCUGUUGGUCUUGUGGCACAGCAUUGAAACAACAGUAAGUCAUUGUAUGUAUAUUUGUGAGUUGUUCCAACUAGGCUGCAAGCAAUCAUUGUAGGAGUUGGAAGUUACUGGAAGAGAAAAGAUGAAGUUUGUAGAGUAAGAUAAUAAUUGACAGAUGAGUUAAAAGAUUGCAAAUUAUAUGAAACAGGGAAGCAAGAUAAAGGAAGCGAAUUCCAAAGAACUGAUGUUCGAGGAAAAAAAUAGAAGAAUAAGAGUUUUUGGAGCACUUGGAAACAGUCACAAGAGAAUGAAUUUUAGUAGUUAAACAAGGGACUCUAGCUAUUUAGAGCAGUGCCCAUAUUUGUAGAAAAGAGAAAGAGAAGCACCAUUACAACGAUGUGAUAAUGGUUGGAGGUUGGCUGCAAGAGCAGGUCCAACUAUGUUUACAAUGCAUUUUUGCUCCUUGUCUAAAAGCGAAAGGGCGUCAUUAGAAUAUCUGCCCCAGCGUUUUUUGCAGCGUUUAGUGCCACAGGGUCUGUGUUUUGUGAUUGUGAUGUUAUUGUUGUGAUGUUUUGUGUUGAUAGACAACUUGGCUUACCUUCUCGCUGGUGUCUAUCGUUAAAAAUGAUUAUUAGGUUGUUUCGUUACUGAAACUACUUCUAAUCAUUCACUAAAAGCCAAGAGAUAAAUUUUAGA
Hydra vulgaris (swiftwater hydra) is the source of this 3214-nucleotide messenger RNA. RefSeq lists its product as uncharacterized. The record is from RefSeq and is a predicted model, not a curated record. NCBI's taxonomy places the organism in Eukaryota, Metazoa, Cnidaria, Hydrozoa, Anthoathecata, Hydridae.